AUGUGUGGACAAAGAGUUCAAAUUUUUGGUUUUGUACAUCGCUGUCGACAACAAAGAAAGGACUUGAUAGUUGUUCUUCGAGAUGGGACUGGCUUUUUGCAAUGUGUUCUGAGUGGAGUACUUUGCCAAACUUCUGAAGCUUUAACAUUGACUACGGAAAGCUCUGUUUGCAUAUACGGAACGGUGAACAAACCCCCUAAAAGAAAGACGGCCCCAGGUGGUGUAGAACUCGUUGCUGAUUUUUGGACUUUAAUUCAUGGAGCACCGCCCGGUGGGAUUGACAAUGUGUUAAAUGCUGAGGCAAAUUCUGAUGUUAAUCUGGACAAUCGUCAUUUGUGUAUUAGAGGAGAAAAUUGUUCUGAAAUUCUUCGAAUCCGAGCGGCCGUAACGCGUGCAAUAAGGGAACAUUUUUAUUCUCGCAAAUAUGUCGAAGUAUGCCCUCCAACACUUGUUCAAACGCAGGUUGAAGGAAGCUCUACAUUUUUUUCCAUUGACUUUUUUGGUGAACAGGCUUAUUUAACUCAAUCGUCGCAGCUUUAUUUGGAAACAUGCAUUUCUUCUCUGGGAGAUUGUUAUUGUAUAGCGCAGUCUUAUAGAGCGGAGAAAUCUCGAACGAGUCGACAUUUGGCUGAAAACUCUCAUGUUGAGGCAGAAUGUCCAUUUAUUACUUUUGAAGAAUUGAUGAAUAAAAUUGAGGAUCUUGUUUCUGAUGUAGUUGAGAGGGUUUUGAGUGAUCCUGAAGUUUCUAAAUUAAUAUUACAACGAUGGAAAACGUCAAAGAAAAAAUUUCCUUCAUUUAAACGUCCUUUUCUUCGAAUGACUUAUGCUGAUGCAAUUGAAUGGCUGCGCAAAAAUAAUGUGAAUAACAAAGAAGGGAAGCCUUUUAAUUUUGGAGAAUUCAUUCCACAGGGUUCUGGACGACAAAUGCUUGAUACAAUUGGACAGCCAAUCUUGUUGAAUCGUUUCCCAGCUGGCACCAAAGCUUCUCGUUGUGAAGAUGAAGACAUGAACACUUCUCGUUGUGAAGAUGAAGAAGGAAAGAAGAAGAAUUUGACAGAAUCUGUAAAUUUCUUACUGCCUGGAAUUGGAAAAGUUGUUGGUGGUUCAAUGAGGAUUUGGAAGGAAAAGGAAAUUUUGGAAGCUUUUAAAAUAACCAAUGUGGACCCUAAACAUUAUUAUUGGUAUGUAGACCAAAGGAAGUAUGGUGGAUGCCCACAUGGAGGUUUUGGACUUGAAUUGGAACGGUUUGUUUGUUGGUUAGCUAAUCAAGACCAUAUAAGGGAUGUUUGUUUAUAUCCUCGAUUUAUUGGACGAUGUGCCCCAUAA
Meloidogyne enterolobii is the source of this 1326-nucleotide messenger RNA. The record is from the annotation of a GenBank genome assembly. NCBI's taxonomy places the organism in Eukaryota, Metazoa, Nematoda, Chromadorea, Rhabditida, Meloidogynidae.